AUGGAGAAAAUCACACAAUUCAUCUAUAUUCUGGGUUUUAUGUUCCUCAUGGCCACCUUCAUGAACGGAACAUCCAUACAUCGACAUCAUAACAAUCAAAAACUUCAAGACACAGCUUGCGUGACCACGACUAUUCGUAACCAUGCAUGUCAUGGUGAUCAAUGUCGAAACAGCACAACUUAUAUUCACGGUUGUGAUACCUACGAUGGUGGUGAAUGUGAUAAUUUAACUGUUCAAUACAAUAUUCACAAUGUUAGCAGUUGGCGAAACACCACCUGUGAUCUUUAUGCUUGUCAGGAUUAUAUAUUCGAUGCAAACGAUUGCGCAGACGCAAAUUUAACAUUUCGUUCGUGUACAAAUGGCGAUUGUCAUAGUGGUUUGUCUUUUAUUCAUGGUUGUUUCGAUGACAGUUUUCUUAUGAACCAAUUGACUGGUCCUUCUGUUNAUCAAUGUCGAAACAGCACAACUUAUAUUCACGGUUGUGAUACCUACGAUGGUGGUGAAUGUGAUAAUUUAACUGUUCAAUACAAUAUUCACAAUGUUAGCAGUUGGCGAAACACCACCUGUGAUCUUUAUGCUUGUCAGGAUUAUAUAUUCGAUGCAAACGAUUGCGCAGAUGCAAAUUUAACAUUUCGUUCGUGUACAAAUGGCGAUUGUCAUAGUGGUUUGUCUUUUAUUCAUGGUUGUUUCGAUGACAGUUUUCUUAUGAACCAAUUGACUGGUCCUUCUGUUCUCGAUUUUCUUGGUAUUGAUGAUCGACUCAAAGACUAUUUCAAUGUUCCUUGUAUCAAUCUCCUUUUUGAUGUUUUGAGUCAACGUCAUCCUAACAAAGCCGACAACAAUCGACCAUCAUACGAUCGAAUACGAUAUCCCACUGCUCAAUAUACUCGUCAUAGUCAUCGUCUUCCGAUAGUCGCAUUUCUUUUAGCUCUGACAAGUCAAUUUAUCAGUUUGAAGCCAAGUUUUCCCAUUUUUUAUCGAUGUGCUCGACAAACAAUCAUUUUUUCACCUACUGAAGGCGGUGAAUCACCAUGA
This is a messenger RNA of Adineta ricciae, 1035 nucleotides long. NCBI's taxonomy places the organism in Eukaryota, Metazoa, Rotifera, Eurotatoria, Adinetida, Adinetidae. The record is from the annotation of a GenBank genome assembly.